GAGAGAGAGAGAGAAAGAAAGAGAGAGAGAGAGAAAGAAAGAGAGAGAGAGAGAGAGAACAGCGGAAAGUUUAUGUGAGGCAGCAGCAGAGGUCUCACUCUGAGCGGAGUCAGGCGGGUCCGGCCCGGGCUCGGGAAACCUCGCUGCGGCUCGGCUGUGACAGGAUACUGAUACUCGCACUCACACACAGCGGCGAGUCUGAGGGGAGCCGUGGGGCGGAAACGGCGAGGAGUAGACGAGCUGUGAGAGUGUGUAAUGAGAGUGUGUGUGAGUGAAGGAGUGGCUCUAAACCGUUGUGUGUUUGAGGCCACAGUCUGGAGCAGCUGAAUGGUACCACGUCGGCUUCGUCAGGUUCUGCUGGACACAUAGAAAAGCGGUUGCUGAUGUGUGAUUUUCCUUCUCUCUGCUUGCUGUGAAAGAAGGAGAUACCAAGGAGAGAAGAUGCCCGUCCCGCCGCCACCACCUCCACCCCCACCCCCUACAUUUUCUCAGGCAAACACAGAAAAGCCAGUCUUGAACAAGAAUGAACAGCAGGGCAGGAAUGCGUUACUGUCGGACAUCAACAAAGGAGCACGACUCAAGAAGACUGUAACCAAUGACCGCAGUGCACCUGUACUCGACAAGCCCAAAGGUGGUGGAGGAGGCGGAGGAGGAACAGGAGGAGGAGGAGGUGGUGGAGGAGGAGGAGGAGGAGGAGGAGGAGGAGGAGGAGGAGGGUUUGGAGGCGGCGCUCCUGGAGGACUUGGAGGGCUGUUCCAGGAUGGGAUGCCAAAGCUGCGCUCCACCAGAGAUGACUCUGGUGGUGCUAGACCCCCCUGCCUUCCUCCUGGUGCCCGUAGUUCCGGUCCACGGCCAUUUACAGGAGGUGCUGGCUCCGCCCCUCGUUUGCCUGGGCCCCGUAACGGUUCAUCUGACCCUCCGCGGCCUCGAAUGACUCCUCCCCGUCCUGAAACACAUGGAGGUCCGCCCCCACCUGUUCCCAACACUCCACGCCCCAACCAGGGUGGCUUUCAAAGUAGAGGACCACCCCCACUGCCUGGUGGACCCCGCCCCUCAAGCUCUUCACCUGCUCCUCCUCCUCCAAACCCCCCUGGAAGACAGCCCGCACCCCCGCCCGUGCCGGGUGGUUUUGGACGUUCGUCUUCAAGUCCUGCAGCCCCUCCUCCUGUUCCGCAUUCUGGGCGGCCUCCUCUUCCUCCAGCCCCUGCCCGAGAUGACCGCCCGCCGCCCAUCCCCCCUGGUAACCGCCCAGCUUUACCCCUCCCACGAGAUGGUCCACCCCCUCCACCUUCUGCCAACAGCAAGCCGACACCUCCUCCAUCUUCCUCUCGCACACCUGUAAACUCCGCCCCUCCACUGCCACCAGGAAGACCGGGACGGCCCAGUGAGGAACACACCCCUCGUCUUCCUCAGAGACACCUCUCUCUCACCUCACAUGCCCCCUCCCCUCCUCCUGGGAGGGCGGGACAUCUUCCUCCACCACCAAGUGAGAGACCGCCACCUCUGGGUCGAAAUGCACCUGGAAGAUCAGGUCCUCUUCCACCUCCACCACCUUCUGGACGACCAGGCAGUGUGAGGUCACCAGCAGCUCCAACUCCACCAAACAGGCUCGGGUCUGAACCUCCUCGAGGUGGCAACAGACCACCCCUCCCACCAGACAGACCAGCCAUUGGGGGACCACCCCCUCCACCUCCACCCAUGGGCAAUGGUUACCACAGUCAGGGACAGUUUGCAGAUGAAUGGGAAAUGCGCUUCAGUUUCCGGCCAGUAUCUGAUUUUCCUCCCCCGGAGCCCUACAUCCCCUUUCAGAAGACUUAUCCCAGUAAAUUGGCCAGGACAGAUGGCAGAGGUUCAGGGAAAAAGGAGAGAGGUGCGCCCCCAUUGCCCCCCAUUCCAAGAUGAAGGAAUUGGACAGGAUGUUCUCAGUUAUUUCAUUUCUCUUUUUACCCUUCUUCCCUUCUUUCCCUUCAAAACAGUAUUCUACAUAUGUGGCACCUGAGGGCUGUUUCUGAAUAUGUCCCACCGUAGAGUCACACAGUAAAUUAAAUCAGAUGCCAGUUUCCAUGAUUUAUACUCAUGGUAUAUACAGUUGUAAAGCUCUGUGAAGUGCCUGACACAUUCCGGUCAUACUGUGCCAAUAUUUUUUUUAUUUUUAAGUUCUUUCUUGUAAUCAGCGUAAGAAGGGCAGAAUAGAAACACAGUUUUAGUAAUAACUAAAUAACUGAAAACGUGAAAUAUAUUGUUCAGCUCAAUCCCCAAUUGCUGCAGCCGUAUUGUGAGGUAGUUAAAGUAGACAAACUCUCAUUGUGUGCUUUUCUUUGCUGGUAAAAGAACAGAAGCCCCCCUUAUUUAGUGUUACACUCAACAUUCAAGCUAGUAUUGUCUCUCAUGACUAAAGAAACUAAAGAACGCUGCACUGCCCUGUGGGAUAUGUGUGUGGGGUCUCCAGCAUUGAAUGUGGAUGUUUUGCACAGACAAUACUUGUCAGACAUAUCCGAUUCUGAUCAUUACCACUCACUGUGCUGUCCACUGUGGGUGGUACUGUCUUCUCUGGAAUAAUCCUUGAUCACAUGUGACACUGUGGAUUGAGGAGUAUCUGGACAACAUCAGAAAUGCAAUGUCCCAUUCAUCACCCACUAUCAGGACCCACUAUAAUUCUCAUAGUUCACUUUGCUAUUUGUGAGUUUGACCUUUAGUAAAAAGUAGUUAAUGCCAGAUUUACUUCUGUUUUGGCCAAUUUACUGCUUCUUAACAAAUUUGACAACAGUUUUCUGAUAUUUAGCGCCCCCUGCAGACUUAUUUGUUUGUAUGUACAUUUUACAGUUUCGUGUUCUCAGAUUGAAAUGGUGAGAAAAACAUAUAUGUUUUCAAAAUAUUCAGCUAUAUACAGAUGUGAAUGGGGCCAUAAUGUCUUUGUAAGUAUUUAAAAUGAAUGGCUCCUCUGUUCUUUUGUAAGGAGAGCCAGAUGUGACUGAAAUGCAUGAAUUACAUAAAUGUCACAGAGGGAGAUUUAUGGAGCUUUAAAGCUAAAAUAAUAUUUGACUGGAUUUUGUAUAUAUUGAAUUAAAUGUACUUGACUUUUGAUCAACUUGAAAUAUUUAAUGGCGUAAUUUAUAACUUUAAAUUUGUCCAAGUUUUUGAUUGUGAAAUUGGCUGUUGAAAAUAAUGCAUUUUGAAAUGUUCAGAUUUAAAGAAAAAAUCAGACCCCUACAUUUUUAGAUCCAUAAAUUCAAAUCCAUCAGCCUGAGCUAAACUCACCUCUUGAGCUAAAUUCAUAUUCAUAUUUGAAGUGAAUAUAUGAGUUUAUGAAAUUUAAAAUGCAAAGAAAUGGUUACAAUUCAAAAGUAUUCAUUAUGCAAUUCAAUAUUUCAGGUUCGUCAAGUUAAGUCAUUUUAUUCAAACAUACCAAAUGCAGAUUUAAAUACUUAUGUCAGUGUUUAAUUUCCAUAGUGAUUAGGUUAUACAUUAUUAUAAUACAUUUAUUUAAAUAUCUUACUUUUAAGCCCUUAAUCAAAAUGUCUCUCAAUUGUACAUAGCUUUAUAACCUUUAUAACUACCGCUAUAUGGCAUUUCUGCUUUAUUCCAUUCUUUUUCAUUGGCCUGGCUGAUAUCAUGGUCAGUUUAAUGCCCCUCCCUCUUUGUGAGGAUGGAGUUAUUUUGCCUUAAAAUAUACUAUUUUUGUGUUUGUGCAGGAGUAUUACAGUGUGUAUAUUAGAGUGAUAUGAAGAGAAUUCGGUGGUCUGAAUGUCAGUCAGUCUGAUUUCUGUGUGCACUCCUGUUAGCACACAGGUUAAAGCUCCAGAUCAGUGUUUUCUGAUGUGUACUUUUAUUUCCUUACUCGCUUUAUUGAACACUUUGGACUGUGGACUGUAAAACAUGGUCCUAAAACAUUUCUUCGAUUAUGUGUAAUUGUGCGUUUUUUUACGUGAAGGAUGUGCCUUACUUGCUUCUGCAUGAUGUGUAGAUGUACAAUGAGAUGAAAACGAUAUGACCACAGAGUGCCUAAAGGUUUUAUAAUGUGGUUUCUUGUUUACUUUUUUGUGGACAUUAGUUCAAAAGUGCAGUAUUGUUUUGAUUCAUUGUUCAUUGUGUUCAUUGUGUUCAUUGUGUUCAUUUCACAAACUAUGUGUUUAAAGAUGCACUUUUUUAUUAGCCUUGUAUGAUUUACAUUACACAUACCCCUACAUGAUAAGCAGGGCCACAGUUUAAAUAAAUGUAUACACUAAACAAGCCUAACUUUAUGAACACCUCCUAGGUUCUACACCCAUUAAUCAGUUUAAAAACUCCAGUAGCACUGCUGUGUCUGAUCCACUCAUAUCAGUACAACACACACUAACUGCAGUGCUGUGAAUAAUGACCCACCACCUAAAUGUCAGCUGCUCUGUGGUGGUCUCUCCUGUGGAGUUCUGAUCAUUAAAAAAAACAGGGUGAAAAAAGGAUAAUAAAGUAUACAGAGAAACAGACACAUGACUACAGUCUGUAAUUAUAACUUCAACUACAGAAUGUCCUUUAAGAUCAAUGGAGCUAAUAAGAUGUGCUGGUCAUAAUGUUAUGCUUGAUUGGUGUAUAUCACGCCAUUGUUGCCUUAAUUGCUACUUUUCAAGUCCAAAGCAACUACAGCUCUGGAAAAAAUAAGAGGCCACUUAAAAAUGAUGAGUUUCUAUGAUUUUACCAAAUUGAAAACAUCUGGAAUAUAAUCAAGAGGGAUGAUCACAAGCCAUCAAACCGAGCUGAACUGCUUGAUUUUUUGCACCAGGAGUGCCAUAAAGUUAUCCAAAAGCAGUAUGUAAGACUGGUGGAGGAGAACAUGCCAAGAUGCAUGAAAACUGUGAUUAAAAACCAGGGUUAUUCCACCAAAUAUUGAUUUCUGAAAAUUUUAUAAAAAUAUGAAUUUGUUUUCUUUUGCAUUAUUUGAGGUUUGAAAGCUCUGCAUCUUUUUUGUUAUUUCCGCCAUUUUUCAUUUUCUGCAAAUAAAUGCUCUAAAAUACAAUAUUUUUAUUUAGAAUUUGGGAGGAAUGUUAUCCGUAGUUUAUAGAAUAAAACAACAGUGUUCAUUUUACUCAAACAUAUACCUAUAAAUAGCAAAAUCAGAGGAACUGAUUAAGUAAUUGACGUGGUCUCUUACUUUUUUCCAGAGCUGUAUAUAAUAUGAGCUUUAUUGCACAGGAUUUAGUGCACUUGUUUACAGGCUGUUACGAGAUUGAGGCUAGUGUGUUGUGAAUUGAGAGAAGGGAAGGAACUACCCUUUGAUAAUAUGCAAAUCUGUCUGCUCAUAACUGUGGCAGAAGUGUGAACUUGUGUUGUCACCACUUUAUGGGGUACUGCUUUUUUCUGUAUGCUUGGUACAUUUAAAUAACUCUGACUUUAUGCAGGUUCUGUGAUAAAUGUAAUGUAGGUGUGAAGUGUUUUAAAGAGGAAUUAUGCAGAUAUUUCAGAAUUUUUACACAAUUCAAUUAUUAAAAUGCAGUUGAAGUAAUUUAGAGAGUUUGGUGUGAAUUAGUUAAUUGUAGAGAAGAUUACUGGGUCUAUUAUAAUACUAUUCCAAUACUAAGGGUAGUAACCAAAGGAUCUCAACAAUGCAAAUAGAACCAUUUUAUUUAAUAUCCAAGAUUUAACUGACCAGUGCACCUACUGAUCAGAGAUGUUAUUACAAUGGCAUGUUGUAAUUAUGUCAUAAUAACUCAUAAUGAUGAGAUACUUUCCUAUACUUAUGAAGUGUUGUACGUCAUAAUUACAACAUACAUUUUUUUUAUUUUAUAAUUAUGGCAUGGACAAAAUGCUGAUGCAAUUGUAUGUAGGAUUCAUAAUGUACGUUUUCCUACAGCAUGACUUUCCACACCAAACCACUCUAAAUGUCUGUGUUUACAUCUGAUUACUUAUGCAAGAAAUUUUGGAAAUAUUAUGGACACUUUGAUUAGUUUAAUUGCAGUAUCUUUAAAUCUACACGGGUAAAAUUGUGUAAAAUGUACAUGCUUAAGAGGAAAGUUGAAGUCUGACCAAAAACCAAAGUGUACUUCCAGUGUCAGAGUACAGUAGUAUGUAAGAGUACAGUAUUACAGCAGGUGAAUGAUAAUCCUGAGGCACUUGGUACUUAUUAAGAGUUGCUACAAAAAUAGUUAAGUCUGGUUUUUUUUUUGUUUUUUUAUUCAUGUACUUUGAUUAAUUGCAGCAUCUCUUUGUGUUUGUGUGCCAAAUUAUGUUACGUUUUCUAAAUAAAUGAUAAAAUUAA
This is a messenger RNA of Astyanax mexicanus (Mexican tetra), 6229 nucleotides long. It is a transcript of the gene wipf1b, whose product is annotated as WAS/WASL interacting protein family, member 1b. The coding region runs from base 442 to 1902 and encodes 486 amino acids. The record is from RefSeq and is a predicted model, not a curated record. NCBI's taxonomy places the organism in Eukaryota, Metazoa, Chordata, Actinopteri, Characiformes, Acestrorhamphidae. Gene Ontology annotation, molecular function: actin binding. The transcript is spliced from 8 exons.